Athalia rosae (coleseed sawfly) is the source of this 694-nucleotide messenger RNA. RefSeq lists its product as uncharacterized. The coding region runs from base 16 to 372 and encodes 118 amino acids. Lineage: Eukaryota; Metazoa; Arthropoda; Insecta; Hymenoptera; Athaliidae. The record is from RefSeq and is a predicted model, not a curated record. The transcript is spliced from 3 exons.
GGUCGUGUGGAAUAGAUGCAUGUUGCGCACGUUGCGCGAGGCAUACUCUUUGAAAGUUGCACACGGCCGGCAACUGGAUUAUUCGAUUGGUGGGGACGUCCGUUCAAUAAAUACGACGCCCCGGCCGCUCUUCAACUCACAGACUAUCCAGCAGCGCAAUACGCAAGUGAGAUUUUCAAACUACCAAAAGACAACUACCAGAAACUACUAGAAAGAUGCCAGGACCCAGCGACAAGUGCGGAAAGGGCGGAUGUGGAGGAUCCUGCAACUGCGGAGACGGCUGCAAGUGCUGCGAUGCACCUGGAGAUAAAUGCGGCUGCAAAUCCGGCUCAGACUGCAAGUGCCAAGAUUGCAAAUGUACGUAGAAGUUGAUGAAACGAGAUGCUCACAAUCAGUGACGGAGGUUGACCGAACCCAAAAAUCCAACUCACUCUAAUUUUAAAUCGUACCGCAAUGUAGCGCGAUCUACGGUAUAAUCAGAUCGAAAUUCAUUCCCUCAUUCUGGAAAAAAUAAUCCAAGUUUGUUUUUAUAUUGAAUUUUUUUUUCUACACAUGUAAUUUAUAUUCAUUACGUCGUUGCGAUUCCAUUUCACCGUAUUAUUAUUAAUGUUUCACUCUAAGAUCUCCUAGAGAAUGUAAUUCAGUGUGUUUUAUUGGAAAAAAUGUAAAAUAAAAGUAGAAGAUGUUCUAAAAA